UCCCUGGACGAGUCAUCAAUGAAUGGGAUGUGCGAUAGGAAUGACUUCUUAUACGACAUUCUCGACGACAACAACUUCAGCGUCGAAGAGCUUAACAAACAGAUUAUGGACAUUGAAAACGGCGUUCAAAGCGAUAGUAUGGACGACACCAACACCUGUCCGACCAGUGAUGAUGAUAAUGACAUUUCUAUGGAUGUGCUUCAGAGGGCCGUGGAGUUUGAGUUGGCGGUCAUUCCCAUCGCCCGACCUGUCAGUGAAUACCACCACGACUUCAAUACCACGGAAUCCUAUCUAUUGAAUGAAUUAUUCAAUUCAACCAAAAUUAUUGGCCAACCCUUGACUAAGAUCACGCUUGAGAUCACGAAUAUGGAGGAAUUCAAUCGCACCGUUAGCUUUAAGUUUGACAGAGGGAUCCGUAACUUCACGCGUGGUGUCAAAGGGUUGACGGCAUUCAAGAAUAUUCUUCAUGAGGACAGGAUCUCGUUACUGAAGUAUGGCUGCGUUGAGACGCUACUGAUGCGCACCGUUAUGCACGUAGACUACCAGGAAGAGUGUAUGAGACUGCCCUGGGAUAAGGAAAAUUCAUUGAUGUUUAAACUGAAGUAUUUGAAAUCAUUUAAACCCGAAGUUUACAACUCGUAUAUUAGAUAUUUAAGCAAAAUGUCGCCCAUUUGGGACUCGGAUGUGGCUAUUAUAGAUUUGAUGAUGCCAAUUAUAUUAUUUAAUCCGGAUCGUCCUAAUCUCAUUAAUAGAGACGUUGUCAAAGUGCAACAACAUAUGUAUAUGUAUUUACUUGAGCGCUACUUAAUAUUAAAGUAUCGAUCGGAAUGUGAGGCAAAGUCACGAUUCUUGAGACUAAUGAAUACAUUGAAUGACGUGAAUAUUCUGCGAGAGAUGCAAAAGAAACAUACUUUACAACUCUGCAACUCAUCCCUUGUGACCCCACUCUUGCUAGAGGUGUUUGAUGUCAAGUCUACGGCACCGGUAGAGUCGGGCAGCUCUUCAAUUGAUUUCAUAUCAUCUCCCAUCUCAUCGGACUUGUAG
This is a messenger RNA of Oppiella nova, 1044 nucleotides long. The record is from the annotation of a GenBank genome assembly. NCBI's taxonomy places the organism in Eukaryota, Metazoa, Arthropoda, Arachnida, Sarcoptiformes, Oppiidae.